Molecule: messenger RNA, 672 nt
Organism: Tetrahymena thermophila SB210
Lineage: Eukaryota; Ciliophora; Oligohymenophorea; Hymenostomatida; Tetrahymenidae
Product: transmembrane protein, putative
Exons: 1
Source: RefSeq, a predicted model, not a curated record
AUGAAAUUAACAGAUUCGACGGAAGCAAGGUCGAUGAAAUGUUUAUUGACAAUAACCUCUUACUCUAACAACUCGAAGAAGACUUCGCUAACUUCCCUGGAAACUCUUUCUCAAAUUGAGAGAGAUGAUUCUUACUAACUUAAUAACAUAACCAACCUAUCAAUCAUCAAUCAACCAAAACUCUAAUACAUUAUUUAACUAAAUGCAUUAACAAAUUUCUAACUCAAUAAAAAAACUAUCUCAAUCAAUAACAAUCAAUCAACUUCCAUUAACUUAUACUAUAUAUAUAAAUUAAUCUCUCAAUUUCUUAAUCAUCUUUUCUUAAUAAAUGUACAAAUUAAUAUACUGCGUAUUCUCAUUAACUAACUAACUAAGAAACUAAUUCAAUUAAUAAAUCAAUCAAUCAAUCAAUCAAACAAAUAAACUUUCCUGAAUUUCAUCAAAUUUUGGCUGUCUGUCUAUUAAACUGCAUUAAGACAAUAACAAACAAAUUAUAGUAAAAAAACUUCAAAUUUUUAUCAAUUUAUAGUAAUUAAUCUAGCUUUAUUUAUUAUCACAAAACUAAGAAAAUUGCUUGCUUUUACUUUCUAAUGCAUACGAAAUGAGCGGUUUUCAUUCUAUUUAUACUUUUCCUAAAAGUCUUUACUUUUUGGGAUCUACAACCUGUAAUGA